This is a messenger RNA of Trypanosoma cruzi, 648 nucleotides long. Its product is annotated as mucin TcMUCII, putative. The coding region runs from base 1 to 648 and encodes 215 amino acids. The transcript has a single exon. Lineage: Eukaryota; Euglenozoa; Kinetoplastea; Trypanosomatida; Trypanosomatidae. The record is from RefSeq and is a predicted model, not a curated record.
AUGAUGACGUGCCGUCUGCUGUGCGCCCUGUUGGUGCUUGCCCUGUGCUGCUGCCCGUCCGUGUGCGUGACAGGGACUGGUGAAGAUCAAGAGGAGGACGGCUCCAGUUUAUCGCCUGCUUUGCCAGAGGGGCCCGCUGGGCCAGAGUCGCGAAGUACGUCCAGUAAAGAACACAAAAGAAGUGAGAGCCAAACGUCACAAGGAUUAAGUUCCGGGAACGGUAAUACACAAAAUCCAGGUGAAAACGAUGCGGUAGGGCCAAACAAGACGGACGGUAAAGAACCGAAUUCAGGCACGACGACCGAUACCGUACAAGAGACAGGCAUGGGAUCGGCUCCGUCAGCAAGUCCCGAUCCAACACCUCCGGGGCCUAUUACAGAAGAGCAACCAAGUGGAUCCGCUGACCCAGUCCAACAAAUUCAAAAGGCAAAUGCGCCAACUACGACGACCACGACAACCACGACAACCACCACGACGACCACUGCGCCAGAGGCACCAAGUACUACGACCACAGAGGCGCCAACCACAACGACCACCCGCGCACCGUCACUUCUUCGCGAAAUCGACGGCAGCCUCAGCAGCUCUGCGUGGGUGUGUGCCCCGCUGCUGCUCGCCGUAUCCGCGCUGGCGUACACCACUCUGGGCUGA